Molecule: messenger RNA, 1323 nt
Organism: Alternaria novae-zelandiae
Lineage: Eukaryota; Fungi; Ascomycota; Dothideomycetes; Pleosporales; Pleosporaceae
Exons: 3
Coding region: 1-1323 (440 amino acids)
Biological process (GO): pectin catabolic process
Molecular function (GO): carbohydrate binding; carbon-oxygen lyase activity, acting on polysaccharides
Source: RefSeq, a predicted model, not a curated record
AUGUUAAGUACAUUGACGCAUUACCUUGUUGCUAAGGCUGGCGAAGCGACGAUUUAUAUGGCGACAUACACCACUGCCGAGCCUAGCAUUGGCGAACUGCGAUUCAUCGCGCGUCUCAAGAGUAGUGCUCUGCCGCUUGAGUACCCAUUCGGCGUGGUAUCGACCACCGUUGGUUCGACGUCGACUGUUGAGGGGUCAGACGUCUUCGUGGUCGCUGGUCAGACGAGGAGUAAAUUCUACUCAAGUGAGCGCUUCAUCGACGACACUACGAAUUGCGUCUACCGAGACGGUGCCGACGCAGUCCACGCAUGCUUCCUCAUGAACUCAUAUUCUUACGAAGGCUCCUCUGGUGGUCCCUUCCACCGCGAUAUUAACACUAAUAACGGAGGAGAAUACACGUCAUUGACCUUCUACAUGAACAGUGGCCAUGUUCAAACAGAGAAGUUCCGCCAGGGUCUGCACGGCCCCUACGCUCUAGCGUUCAGUCGCUCUGGUGUGCCAGCAGGUGGCUCCAAUAUGGACACAACCUUCUUCAAGGACCUUGGCAUAACGGGCUACGUGGCGCCAUACGCCAGGGGAACAGUCACCGGCACGGCGACAGGUGUAGGCUCCAGUUUCCAACGGGUAUUGCAUUGGUACAACGAUGCAGCCCAGUACUGGGCGUACGCCGAUAGUAGUGGCAAGUUCACCUCGCCAGCAAUGAAGCCCGGAAACUACGCGCAGGUCUUAUAUCAAGGUGAAUUCAAGGUCAAGGCAGCUAGCGUCACAGUCUCGGCUGGAAAAGCGACUACCGCCAACAUUGCCGCCGACACCGAAACCAAGACCUCCAUUUGGCGCAUUGGCGAGUGGGAUGGUCAGCCAAAGGGCUUCCGAAACGCAGACAAGCAACUGCGCAUGCACCCCACAGACUCGCGCAUGGCAUCCUGGGGGCCCUUGACGUAUACAGUUGGUUCCAGCACUCUUGACAGUGUUCCCAUGGCCAUAGUCAAGGACACCAAUCCCCUUACGAUCAAGUUCUCGAGCACCUCGACUGCAGCAGCGACCCUUCGCAUCGGUACUACGCUCUCUUUCGCCGGCUGCCGUCCCUCGGUGACAGUCAACAGCUUUAAUGCUGCCGUCCCUGCGGCACCAACGAAGAUCGAUUCGCGUGGCUUGACUCGCGGCGCCUACCGAGGGUUUGGUGAAGUCUACAAUUAUGCCAUACCAGCUGGCACGUUGGUCAGCGGGAGCAAUACCAUCAAGAUCAACUGUGCGAGUGGGAGUUCGGGAGAAGGAUUCCUGGCCCCGAACGUGAUUUUGGAUGCGAUAGAGUUGUUCAAGUAG